CAAAGGCCGACAUGAUGGGUGUCCGGACGUUGUUGAAUACCCUCAGAACGCUCGCGAGCGUUCCUAAUGCUCAUGCGACUGCGGAUCGUUUCGGUAGAGUAAGGUUUGUGCCCUGCGCUGACCUAGUUGAAAGAGGUGUUCACGGCCAUACACCCUUUUGGAGGGCGUUGCUCGGCUCCCUGGGAUUACACACCGACAUUGGGAGAGUGAGGUGUGGAAACGGGCUCCAAUCCCCUCGGAGAGUUGACGUGGCAGUGAGGAACGAAUCCUGUCGGACUGAUGUUCAGCACCGAGUGAUAACAAGAACAACGAAAGUGCCUGCCAGAAAUAUGGAAUCGCUUUCGGAAGGUACCUAGUAAUUACAUGUAAUAAUCAGAGGAACCUUGGAAUCCC
This is a messenger RNA of Dissoconium aciculare CBS 342.82, 393 nucleotides long. RefSeq lists its product as uncharacterized. The record is from RefSeq and is a predicted model, not a curated record. The coding region runs from base 12 to 356 and encodes 114 amino acids. Lineage: Eukaryota; Fungi; Ascomycota; Dothideomycetes; Mycosphaerellales; Dissoconiaceae. The transcript has a single exon.